This is a messenger RNA of Fonsecaea monophora, 1038 nucleotides long. RefSeq lists its product as hypothetical. The transcript has 2 exons. Gene Ontology annotation, molecular function: protein binding; RNA binding. The record is from RefSeq and is a predicted model, not a curated record. Bases 1 to 1038 code for a protein of 345 amino acids. NCBI's taxonomy places the organism in Eukaryota, Fungi, Ascomycota, Eurotiomycetes, Chaetothyriales, Herpotrichiellaceae. Gene Ontology annotation, cellular component: catalytic step 2 spliceosome.
AUGAUGCCAUCCAUAAAGCGACAAGCUUCUGACAGCUUUAGCCAGCCGCAGGCCUUGGUCAAGAGGCAAAAGUCUAGUUCCGAUCUAAACGACAACAAGGCCCUCACUGUUGGCGCAAAAGACCAAAAUGGCAGCCUCGUGCCUUCUUCUCUUCGUACCAGCGCGCUGGCGGCUCCUAUCAUGGAACUGACAGGUCACUCGGGGGAGGUUUUCGCAACCAGAUUCGAUCCUACCGGUCAGCAUAUCGCGUCAGGGUCCAUGGACCGAUCAAUAAUGCUUUGGAAUACAUAUGGUCACUGCGACAACUAUGGAAUCAUGACUGGCCACAAGGGUGCUGUGUUGGAUUUACAAUGGUCCCGCGAUUCAAGAACAAUAUACUCCGCCUCUGCCGAUAUGACUAUUGCUAGCUGGGACCUGGAAACGGGGCUGAGAAUGCGCAAGCACGUUGGUCAUGAGGAGGUCAUAAACUGCUUGGACUUGAGCAGACGUGGUCAAGAUCUCCUAGUCAGUGGCAGUGAUGAUGGCUGCAUCGGAAUAUGGGAUCCCCGCCAAAAAGCCGCAGUCGACUACAUCGAAACAGACUUUCCCAUCACAGCAGUGGCCAUGGCAGAGCAAGGCCACGAGAUCUACUCAGGUGGCAUUGACAACGAUAUCAAGGUCUGGGACGCUCGCAAAAUGGAGGUAACUUACACCCUGAGUGGCCACCAAGACACGAUCUCCUCAUUGGAAGUGUCGCCCGACUCGCAGACCUUACUCUCAAAUUCUCAUGACUCCACCGUGCGAACUUGGGAUAUCAGACCAUUUGCUCCGGUCGACCGUGCCGUACAGACCUAUGACGGAGCUCCUUCAAGCUUCGAAAAGAACCUGAUACGAGCAAGCUGGAGUCCGAAAGGAGAUAAGAUUUGUGCUGGAGCAGGUGAUCGGACCGUAGUGGUCUGGGACGCCGGAUCCGCGAAAUUACUUUAUAAACUCCCUGGGCAUAAAGGAACGGUCAACGACGUACGGUUCUCGCCUACCGAAGACCCAAUCAGUGAGUGA